CUUGGAGGAGUGACCGCGAGUCAGACGUUUUGGUACAUAUUGUUCACGGACGUUUCUGAAAACUAGAACUGAUAUAAUGUCAACAACUAGAAAAAAACUAGUUUUCCGCGCUUAUUUGUAGCGAGUAGCCUACAACAUAAAGAGUUGGCUGUCACAAAGGGUUGGUCAAGCAAGCUCUGUUAUGAAUUAUUGCUGAUCAGGGUGCCUUCAAUCUGUCACUGCAACAUUUAGUUUACAGCAACAAGGAACACUUUCAAUUCUCCAGUAUUCUAUUCUCAGGUCUAAUGCAAACCACCAAACCCACCUCCCACCAGUCUGAUGUGGCAAGGAAUCGGAAUGGAUGUAUUUCCUGGACGGAGUAAAAUAUGACAUCUCGGGUUGUAUUUAUAUCCGUGUUGCUGCUGUUGUGGUGUCACUGUCGCCAUGUUUUGGGCUCCGGUGAUUCUGGGACCGGGAUAGUUCCGUCUCCAGACCGAUCCGCCGACGGUGCUGAUCUGCUCUCUAUGGAGACCAUGGUGGACACACACUCCGCGAUGUUACGUCAGGGAAACACAGACGAGUGUGACAUUGUGAUGAACCUGAGUGCUGCUGAUCGAUGUGCGUUUGUGAAGGCCACUCCAGACUGCAGUAUGGAAGACAGCUUCAUCAACUACCUCAAGAUGGCCUUCUGUCUACUACCACCCAACCUAACACCCCUCACUAUCACACUCUGCAUUAUCUGGUUGUUAAUCUUGUUCAUAGUUCUCGGACUGACGGCGUCAAAGUUCUUCUGUCCCAACCUCUCAGCCAUCUCCUCCAGCCUUCGACUCACACACAACGUGGCUGGUGUGACGUUCCUGGCGCUAGGAAACGGAGCUCCAGAUGUCUUCAGUGCCACUGUGGCCUUCUCCCGUCCACACACCGCUGGCCUGGCUAUAGGAGCACUGUUUGGAGCGGGUAUCUUUGUAACCACGGUGGUCGCCGGGUCUGUGUCAUUGGUCAAACCCUUCACUGUAGCGUCCCGCCCCUUCCUGCGGGAUGUCAUCUUCUACAUGGCUGCAGUCUUCUGGACCUUCAUCAUCCUCUACAGAGGAACUAUAUCACUGGGAGAGACACUAGGGUACCUUGGGCUGUAUGUUGUGUAUGUGGUAACAGUCAUUGUGAGUGCCUACAUCUAUAGUCAUCAGAAACACUCAGCAACUAGAAGUUCCAUCCAGAGCUCAACACACGCACCAGCUGACACACACGUACCAGAGCUCCAGACGUCUGAGUCAGACCAGGCUCCUCUUUUAUCUAAUGGCAGCAUCCAGGAGGGCUAUGGUAACAACCACAGUCACUGUGCACAUUCCACUAAGUUAUACCUCUGGGGUGUGCUACGAGAACCAAUUCAGUCGAGUGUGUGUGUGUGUGCGUGUAUAGACAGUGAGUACCGUCCCCUGCUCCCCUACUGUGAGUCGACCAGUUCCAUCCUGCUGAAUUCUCUAAACCCGGUGGACAGCAGGACCUGGAGGAGGAAGACCUGGCGCUGGAGGACUGUGAAAAUACUGAAGAUGCCACUGGAGUUGCUGCUGCUGCUGACUGUUCCAGUGGUGGAUCCUGACAAAGAAGACAGGAACUGGAGAAGACCAUUAAACUGCCUCCACCUUAUCACUGCGCCGCUGGUUUGUGUGCUCACCUUCAGCUCCGGAGAGUAUGGUUUGUAUCUGAUCGAGGGUCAGUUUCCUGUCUGGGCGUUGACGUUGCUCUUUGGCCUCUUCCUCUCCGCUAUAGUCUUCCUCACCACUUCUAAUGACCAGCCACCGGCAUACCACUUAGUGUUCUCUCUGUUGGGCUUUGUGGUGAGUGCGAUGUGGAUCAGUGCUGCAGCCUCGGAGGUGGUCAGUAUCCUGCACAUGCUCGGUGUGGUCCUUAGUCUUUCCAACAAUUUACUGGGUCUCACACUGCUGGCCUGGGGAAAUAGCAUUGGGGAUUGUUUUUCUGACAUCACCAUCGCUCGCCAGGGCUACCCACGGAUGGCAUUAUCAGCCUGCUUUGGGGGAAUCAUCUUUAACAUGCUGAUUGGAGUGGGCAUUGGCUGUCUGAUACAGAUGUUUAACAACGAGCCAGUGGUGACGUUGGAACCAGAGGGUUUGUUGACCUGGGUUCUAGCAGGUUCUCUGGGUCUCUCUCUGGUCUUCUCCUUCAUCCUAGUUCCUCUGCGUUGUUUCCACCUGGGCCGGGCUUAUGGAAUCUUCCUCCUGCUCUUCUAUGCAGUCUUCCUCCUGGUUGCGCUGCUCACAGAGUUCGGCUUUAUCCACACAUGAAGCCUGUACGAGAUGGUUUGGACCGGUCUGAUAGAGCCACCUGUGAAUACUGACCAGACGGGUUCGAGACCUGAGAGACUUUCCUCUUCCUGGGAGAGAUGGAGUCACAGCCAGUCACACUGUGCCUUAACGGAGUUGGAACCAAUCAGACUGUGAUUUAACUUUUGUCUGUUUACACUGACUAUAUUUUUUAUAUUUAGAUCGCCAUUAGCUGUUACAUAAGGACCAGCUUCUCUUACUGGGGUCCACACAAAACAAUGACACACAUAUACCAAAAUAACAGUAACACACAGUUUUAAAGUAACCCAUGUACUGACAAGGAGUAAAAGAAAAUGAAAAAAAGAUGCAGUAGCACUUUAAGGGAAUUUUCUCCUUUAAAUCAAUGUGAAUGUAGUGUCUUGUAGUGAGAAAAAGUGCUGUCUGGAAUGGUUGAUGUGAGUCAAUUGUAUAAAAUGUGCUCUUUUGUGGGCCUCCCGAGUGACACAGUAGUGCUACCUGUGCCACUAGAGAUUCUGGGUUUGAGUCCAGUUUCUUUCGCAGUCGGCCACAACCCGAGAGACCCAUGGGGCGGUGCACAAUUGGCAGGGAUGUCCUUGUCCCACCGCGCACCAGUGACUCCUGUGGCAGGACGGGCGCAGUGCACACGGAGAAGGUCCCCAGGUGUACAGUGUUUCCUCUGACACAUUGGUGUGGCUGGCUUCCGGGUUAAGUGGGCAUUAUUGUGUCAAGAAACAGUGCAGUUUGGUCGUGUUUCAGAGGACGCACUGUUCUCGACCUUCGCCUCUCCUGAGUCCGUACGGGAGUUACAGCGAUGAGACAAGACUAAACUACCAAUUGGGAAAAUACUUUUUUUUCUCCCUUCUAUAAAAAAAAAUUUAAUGCUAUUUGCAACACAUUAUCGAUCAUUUUGAUUUCCUACUGAAUUUUAAAUAAUAUGGCUUAGAAACACCUACAGUGGGGCAAAAAAAUAUUUAGUCAGCCACCAAUUGUAAAAGUUCUCCCACUUAAAAAGAUGAGAGAGGCCUGUAAUUUUCAUCAUAUGUACACUUCAACUAUGACACAAAAUGAGAAAAAAAAUCCAGAAAAUCACAUUGAAGGAUCUUUUAUCAAUUUAUUUGCAAAUUAUGGUGGAAAAUAAGUAUUUGGUCACCUACAAACAAGCAAGAUUUCUGGCUCUCACAGACCUGUAACUUCUUCUUUAAGAGGUUCCUCUGUCCUCCACUCGUUACCUGUAUUAAUGGCACCUGUUUGAACUUGUUAUCAGUAUAAAAGACACCUGUCCACAACCUCAAACAGUCACACUCCAAACUCCACUAUGGCCAAAACCAAAGAGCUGUCAAAGGACACCAGAAACAAAAUUGUAGACCUGCACCAGGCUGGGAAGACUGAAUCUGCAAUAGGUAAGCAGCUUGGUUUGAAGAAAUCAACUGUGGGAGCAAUUAUUGGGAAAUGGAAGACAUAAGACCACUGAUAAUCUCCCUCGAUCUGGGGCUCCACGCAAGAUCUCACCCCGUGGGGUCAAAAUAAUCACAAGACCGGUGAGCAAAAAUCCCAGAACCACACGGAGGGACCUAGUGAAUGACCUGCAGAGAGCUGGGACCAAAGUAACACACUACGCCGCCAGAGACCCAAUCCUGCAGUGCCAGUCGUGUCCCCCUGCUUAAGCCAGUACAUGUCCAGGCCCGUCUGAAGUUUGCUAGAGAGUAUUUGGAUAAUCCAGAAGAUUGGGAGAAUGUCAUGUGGUCAGAUGAAACCAAAAUAUAACUUUUUGGUAAAAACUCAACCUGUCAUUUUUGGAGGAUAAAGAAUUCUGAGUUGCAUCCAAAGAACACCAUACCUACUGUAAAGCAUGGGGGUGGAAACAUCAUGCUUUGGGGCUGUUUUUCUGCAAAGGGACCAGGACGACUGAUCCGUGUAAAGGAAAGAAUGAAUGGGGCCAUGUAUCGUAAGAUUUGAGUGAAAACCUUCCAUCAGCAAGGGCAUUGAAGAUGAAACGUGGCUGGGUCUUUUAGCAUGACAAUGAUCCCAAACACACCGCCCGGGCAACGAAGGAGUGGCUUCGUAAGAAGCAUUUCAAGGUCCUGGAGUGGCCUAGCCAGUCUCCAGAUCUCAACCCCAUAGAAAAUCUUUGGAGCGAGUUGAAAGUCUGUGUUGCCCAGCAACAUCCCCAAAACAUCACUGAUCUAGAGGAGAUCUGCAUGGAGGAAUGGGCCAAAAUACCAGCAACAGUGUGUGAAAACCUUGUGAAGACUUACAGAAAACGUUUGACCUCUGGCAUUGCCAACAAAGGGUAUAUAACAAAGUAUUGAGAUGAAGUAUUUGGUCAAUAACAAAAGUUUUUUUCCACUAUCAUUUGCAAAUAAAUUCAUUAAAAAAUCCUACAAUGUGAUUUUCUGGAUUUCUUUUCUCAUUUUGUCUGUCAUAUUUGAAGUGUAACUAUGAUGAAAAUUACAGGCCUCUCUCAUCUUUUUAAGUGGGAACACUUGCACAAUUAGUGGCUGACUAAAUACUUUUUUGCCCCACUGUAUAUAGUUCCAACUUCUGAGAAGGGGAAUCAAUCGUGAAACAGCAAGGCAAAGCUAUUUAAAUAAUUUGAAGAUGGCCCUAAACAAGCUACUUUAUGCAGUUGCAUCAAACAAUGUCAUACAUUUUUAUCAAGGAAUUGUAUUAUUUUACUACUACAGAUGUACGAUAGCUAUAGAGGUAGUACAUUAUCGUCCCUGAUAGAUAUUUGCAGGUGAAAUUGUUGCAUAUAAAAAGCACCUUUGGUAAAAGAUUCUCUUGUUGAAGCUGUCUGGGCUGUGUGUGUAUGCGUUAAAGAAGAUGAUAUCAGGGUAAAAAGCACUUAUGCAUAGACUCAUGUCUAGGUUCUGAGAUGAUGAUUAUUGUGUAUUGUACCCAUUUAAGAUAUAAAUAAAAACAUCCAAAACAGA
Oncorhynchus kisutch (coho salmon) is the source of this 5215-nucleotide messenger RNA. RefSeq names its product mitochondrial sodium/calcium exchanger protein. Lineage: Eukaryota; Metazoa; Chordata; Actinopteri; Salmoniformes; Salmonidae. Bases 366 to 2282 code for a protein of 638 amino acids. The record is from RefSeq and is a predicted model, not a curated record. Gene Ontology annotation, biological process: intracellular calcium ion homeostasis; calcium export from the mitochondrion. The transcript has 14 exons. Gene Ontology annotation, cellular component: membrane. Gene Ontology annotation, molecular function: calcium:sodium antiporter activity.